GUCGCUGAGAAGGCAUCAGAGGCUCGAGUGCGGGGUCGAACCGAGACAGAGCUGUCCGAUUUGUGGCAAGAAGUUCAUGCACAGGGCUUCUGGCGACGAUGUUGCUGACGCAGGACGCGCAACAGCCGCACGAAAACAGCGACGCGGUCUGGGAUCACAUGGCUUUGUUAGGGAUGCCGUACAAACCGACCAGAAGAAGGACCAACUCGAAGGACAACGAUCAAAAAUACAUAUGCAACAGAUGCGGGAAAACGUAUAAAGCUACCACGUCUCUCAGUCGUCACAAACGACUCGAAUGCGGCGUGAUACCUUGCGAGGUUUGUCCGAUUUGCGAUCGAAGAUUCAAGCACCGAUUCGUCUUGAAUUCGCACAUCAUCGGAUGCCAGAGAAAACUGCAAAACGUCUCUCAGAAGAGCACCGAUCCGCUCUCGUUUCCCGAGGAACGAGAGUAGCAUCUAGACGUUUCUGUUUUCAGCCUCUUUCGACGAUAUAAUCGACGCGAGUAUCUCUCUCGACGAAUUCUUUCUUUCCGCGGUUUCCACCAAAUUCCCGAACUCGAUUUUUCCGCCAUCCCAUCCGAUACCCGUUCUCCCGCUCGUAACUACGAUUCACGUUUAUUCGUAAACGCGCGUUUACGAAUCGAUUCGAGUUAUCGACGCGUCAUCGUCGUCGUCGUCGUCGCCGUCGUCGUCGAAGAGAGAAACGGAAUAGAACAGUACGAACGCUCGUAGGGAUUACGUAUACGAUGUAUUAACGUCUCGUCGGUUACAGUGGUACCAGUGUUACAGUGCUUUUUUUUCUCGUCGAUAACGAAAGCAUUUCCUGCCCUUUGUAUUCCGUUGUUUUAUAUGUAUUGAUAAAUAAACGAAUUUUAACGAUGAAACGUGGUUUGUCUGCGCUGCCGCGCGCGAUCCACGACGAAACGCGCCCCUUGCGAUCUUUGCCUCUCGUUCUCUUCAUCUUAGCUAGUACGUCUCUUCGAAACACUUUUUCCCCGUACCUUCAGGUAUUUCCUCACUGUCACCUGUUGCCACCAGUUCACCAGUGUGUUACUU
Molecule: messenger RNA, 1055 nt
Organism: Megachile rotundata (alfalfa leafcutting bee)
Lineage: Eukaryota; Metazoa; Arthropoda; Insecta; Hymenoptera; Megachilidae
Source: RefSeq, a predicted model, not a curated record